This is a messenger RNA of Ylistrum balloti, 1772 nucleotides long. Its product is annotated as coiled-coil domain-containing protein 166-like. The record is from RefSeq and is a predicted model, not a curated record. The transcript is spliced from 7 exons. Bases 12 to 947 code for a protein of 311 amino acids. Lineage: Eukaryota; Metazoa; Mollusca; Bivalvia; Pectinida; Pectinidae.
UUGGUUUUAAAAUGCCUCCAAAGAAAAAAGGUGGGAAGAAAGGGAAGAAAGGAAAGGGUGGCAAAGAUGACGAUGGCGAUGAACCGAAACAAAAGCCAGCAACCCCAGAACCUACUGAGAAAGAACUUAUUCUUCAACAAGAGUUGGUCAAGGUGACAUCAGAUUUGGAAAAUGCACGAAAAAAAGUAGAAGAUCUACGAAAGGAGAAUGAUUGGUUACAGCAAGAAGCUAACAGAGUCCGCAAUGAGAGUCAUGAAUACAUGAGUUACAUGGAGAAGAAGACCAGUAAGAGGCAGACGACCAUCAUCACACUAAGUGAUCAUAACAAACACCAAAUCCGCAAUAUCCUUCUAGAAAAAGAAAUCAUGGAAAAGGAAUUUGAUGAGAAAAAACAAGCUCUCCAACUCUUGCUGCUGGAAAAAGAGAAUUCUUUAAAAAAGACAAAGGAUGAAUUAGCAGACCUUACACCACUUAAGACCUUACAAACAGAACAACUUAACAAGAUCAAGGAGCUGGAGAAAGAGGUGAUGCAGAUGAGGACAAAACACUCAGAAACCAUACAGUCACUCAAGUCCACUUUCCUUAGAGACAAAAAGGAAUUCCAAAAUGAUUCUGAAAAUAGAAUUGCCACUCUUCAGAAAAAGGCCAACAAGGAGGCCAUACAGUGUCUCACAGACCAUACAAAUGCAAUCAAACUGGAAAACCGCAAUCUACGGAGGGAGUUACUAGAAUUAAUCAAGACAACUCGAGCCUAUCAGGAGCACAAACGUGAGCUGGAGGAGCAAAGGAAACAAUUACUGCGUGAACAACAGUAUUCUGAGGACUUAAAAAAGCUGAGAAAUACACGCCAACAUAAGGUUCUCAAAUCAUUUGGACUUGUAACAGAGGGCGAACCUGUGAAGGAACACCAAAAACCUGAUCUGCAGACAUCAGUAGGAACUGGGUGACCGCAGUGGUCAGCUUAUCUUAAAGUGCAUUAUUCCGGACAGGCUCCAUCCAACACCUUGAUCAAUUUAACAGUGGAUCCUUGUUAGUCUGGUUGCCUAGAAAAGGAUAAUUCUGCAUAUCAUCUUUCCAGGCAGUGAUAUUUCUGCACAUGAGUACAGGCAGUUAAAUUUCAGCACUCUAAAAAUGAGAUUUCUGCACAGGUCUGGAUAGUGUAAUUUCCAUAUAUGUUUAUGUGUCGAGAUUUCUUUUCAAAUGAUUAGAGCUGAGGAUUUUUGCAUCACUGUACGUAUGCCUGAAAGUGAGAUUUCUGCACGUAUGUCAGAAGGCAGUGAAAUUAUUGGCCUUUUCAGGCCUAGAUUAAUGACGUUCCACUGGACACAAAAGAUAUUUCACAAUUUGUCAUUGAUGAUCAUUCAUGUGUAUUACAUUGAAAUUGGUGUCAUAAAAAUGUUGUGUUGGAUAUACCAAUAUCCUUGGCAGUGGAAGCUCCUAAUAUUUCCAAACGGAAACUGAUUUCAAUAAUUCUAAGUAAUUUGGUUUUAAUUACUAUUUGCAAUAAUUGCAAUAAAUAUGACAGUGAGAGAUAAUUAUAGCACAUCAUCUGGUUUUGUUCAAGGAUAUAAUCAAACGUCGGGUGAAUUACAUCAAAUGAUUGUCUGUAUAAAAAGACUGGACAUAACUGGAUGUGCAUAAUACAAUGUUAUGUGCAUGAUGAUUAACAGUUAUAAUGAAGCAGCUUACUUUUAUCCACAAGAAAUGGUAGGUAUACUUAUAAAAAUUAAAAUUUAGAAGGACAUAUUUUGUUAAGAGUUGAAAAAACAUGA